Molecule: messenger RNA, 3386 nt
Organism: Amphiprion ocellaris (clown anemonefish)
Lineage: Eukaryota; Metazoa; Chordata; Actinopteri; Pomacentridae
Exons: 15
Coding region: 651-1874 (407 amino acids)
Source: RefSeq, a predicted model, not a curated record
CAAACAGGCCACGCCCCACGUCACGUCCGCAACCAAAAGGUCACUUUGUGCUGCAGCUGCUGGUUGUUUGACUGCAGCGCCUCCUGCUGGUCACCGGAAAAAGGAUUUACAAAAUAAAAGUCCUGCAGCUCAGUGGAAACAUCAAUGACUCAAAGCGGCAUAAAUCAUUCUUUUAAAAAGAAAAUAAAUAUAUAAAAUCGAAAAAAAAAAAAAAAAAAAAAAAAAAAAAACUCUGAACCACUUCCUGAAGCAGUCACGUGGUACAACCGGGACGCUUUCGACGUCAUAGCUUUUGGCUCCUCCCCUAGAUUCCGACUCCGUGAUACGACCACACUUCGGCGCGCUUCGAAGCAGCGGAACAUCUCGUAACAUCACUAUUUAUCUUUUUUUUUUUUUUUUUUUUAACUUUGUAUGACUUUUGACUCUAUGUGCUGCCUUUUAGAAGUUUUGUGAGUCAAAAAACCCCACUUUUUAACAAACUGCGUUACAGCUGCAGUUUCACUUUCGUUUUUAGUCCUCGGCGCAGUUCGCUCCUUUUGUAGGUAAAUGCGACUUCUUUUGGGGCUUUUUCGCAGCUUUUUAGCCAGUAGAGUCGUUUCGUCGACUUGUCUUUGUUCCCACUUUUGUUUUUAAUCACUAUAAAAGGAAACAUGUGGCUAGUCGCUUGGAUUCUCCUCCUCUGUUGGAUUUUCUCGGACGCUGUGUCAGUCAUCUACAGCAGAACUGGAGGCGAAGUCGUCAUCCCCAGCGGCUCUGCGGCUGAUCUCAUCACCGCCAUAACGUGGAAACACAACGAAGACAUUGCCGUGGAGUGGUAUGGAGGAGAACCUGCUGCCUACCGACAUUUCAACGGCUGUACGGUUCUGGACACAUUGACUGGAGCUCUGACCAUCUCACGAUUGACUCGGGACCACAGCGGCAUCUACACGGCGGAAAUCAACAACAAAGUCGCCAACAAGACUGAAAUCCGGGUUAUCUCUGCCGUCCCCAAACCGACCGUCUCCCAGUUGUGCAGCUUUGGAGAUGGUUACUGCACUCUGACCUGCGAUGGCGACACCACCAACGCUGAACCGGUCACCUACUCCUGGCAUACACAUGACAUGCGUAACUAUUUUGAAAGUCAACAGGUCGGCAUCACGAAGGAGGACCCUAACUGGUUCAGCUGUGAGAUGACAAAUCCCAUCAGCUCUGAAACAAGUGAAGAGUUUGAGAACCCUGUCUUAUCAAGUAUUAGGACGUUGAUCAUCAUUUUUGUAAUCAGCAGUCUGCUCUGCUUAAGUGGUGGGAUUUUCAUAUAUCGCAAACGCAUAUUCAAGAAAGGAGCAUUUUGUCCAAUGAAGAUCCACAGAUCAGAAACCCCAGAGAGCAACCAUCAAACAGGAAAAGAUGACAAAAGGACAGGCAAAAAAAACAGAAGACUUUCAAGGAACGGAGUCGCAACAGUACCAGCUGUAUCUGUUGAAGAAACAUUGGAUCAGACCCCCCAGAAAUCCUCUGUGCUCCUCAACACCAUCAGGGAAACUGCUGUGUUCAACAUCAGCGAAACAUCCAAUCCGGACAAAACAUCAAAGAAGCCCAACGAUGAAAUUGAGGUUUCAUCAAAGAAGGAGGAAGAAACUCAGGCCCUGAUCCACAGAUCAGAAGCCCCAGAGAGCAACGAUCAAACAGCGACGACAACCUCAGAAGCUUUGACGUCUGUUGCAGAGAAGAGCAACGAAGCAGUGACGGACUCACAGGACCAAAAAACAUCCAGAAAUGACCUCAAAAUAGCUGCGUCCACAGAAACUGAGGAAUCAGCGGAGAAGUCAAAUGGGGACGAAACAACCAGACCUCUACUGGACGCGCAAAACCGAAGCAUUUCCGUUUGUGUUUGACGACAACAGGUGUUUUGAGGAAAAUAGGGGCAAAAAACAAGUUACCAAAGGACUUUUCUGAGUUUUUUUGCUGAUAAACUGCUGUGUUUUGUACACUGUGGGGGAAAUGAGCAGUUUACUGAGAAAUUUAAUGCUGUAAAAUCUGCAAAACACAGUUUUGUAUGCAACUUUUUACUUGAAUAUUUAUUAAAGCUACAGUGUUCAUCUCAGACUAAAAAUUCAAUCGCCAUGAUUAGUGACACUCCAAGAUCUUAAUUUUGCAAAUUUAAUUUCAUCAGGUAACUUUGGAUUUUAUAGAGUUUGCAGGUUUUUACCAUAAAAUUAAAUUUUAAACGCUCGGGUAGCUCCACACCAUAAAACACAGCAGCAGAAAACUUAUCUUUUACUUUUAAACGGUUACAAAGUUUGUGUCAAAAGCUGCACGUUUUCCCCUCGGAACAAAACUGAAGCUUUGCAGCCUUGUUUCAUUUCUUUGAUAUUUAACGUCUUUCACAAUGAAUUCUGUAUAUCAUCAUACUUUGUGCUAGAGAUUUAAGUCUGAAACAAACAAAAAAAGUGAACUAUAAUAGCUUAAGGUGCAGCUGCUGUGGUGACUUUGUCACUGUGAAUGACCAGUAUUUGGGGUUAUUUUGCUUUAAAGCAGCUUUAAAUGUCAUUGAGCAACCAGCAGCUACACUAAAAGGGACUACUUUAACACAUUAAUAGCCCAAAAUGUGCUCUGUGAUGCACUGAAAAAGUUUAUUUCAGACCACUGUUGUACUUGUUUCCUCAGCAGCACAGUGCCAACCUCAGUGCUCAGUGUUCAAGCUCAUCUCAGGUAGUAACUGCUGCUAAAACACCCCCCCCAAAAAACACAUGUAGAAUAUAAUAGAAUAUUCUUUACUGGUCUCACAAAGGGAAAUUUGCAACGUCACAGCAGCAGUGACAGAAAUAUCAAGAGGACAAGAUAUAUACACUGUUUAUACAAUAUAAAUGAGACAAACUGAAGAACACAAGGAUCGUAACAUACAAAUUUAAGAAUAUAUGCACAAUGAAUGGCGUGUAAAGGUGUUUGGUCAGUGUCAAUUCUUAAAGAAUUUUUAUUUAUGCAAUUUCAUGCAUGUUUAUGUUCUGCAUGCUGUAGCAGCUGCUUGCACAUGAAUGUAUCAUUUAUCCAGCAGAGGGCGCACCAGCUUGUGUUAUUUAUGUUUCAAUGCAUUGACGAUGUGUAAAGAUGGAAAACACAAUUAUUAAAUUGUAAAAUGCGUUUAAAUCCUUUUAAUCAUGUGCAGUGUAGUUUCAAAUAUGCUUCAUCAGAACGUUAACAUGAAGGAAAAAAAUGUAAUAAUGAAAAAUGUGAUGGUAAUACAAAGAUUUAAAACUGAUGAACAUUUUGUUUUUGGCAAUGAAAAGUUCCGUAUUUAUUUUUUAAGCUGUUAUGUCUUCCAUCUUCACGCACAGUCUGUGUCGUGUUUGCUUUUAAUAGUUUUUUUUCCAAGUUACAUUAACUUGUAAAAAAAAAAAAAAAAACAA